GACCCGUAAAUCCGCAACUUAACGGUCACCUUCUUCGCCCUCAGCUGUCUCUCUAAAACCCUAGCCAGUGCUGAGAGGUGGGCAAAAAAACCUAAGGACCAUCGAAGCUAGGGUUUUUCUGCAACUCCCCAAAACACCCGCCCAAACAUGGAAGGCAUCGAAGUGGACGACGUCCACUCCUUCCCUCUAAGCGACGAUGACGACAUCUGCGCCUCAAUCUUCACGCGCUUCAGCAGCUCCACGCGCGAAGACCACCACCACCUCUGUGCCGCCGUCGGCGCCAUGGCCCAGGAGCUCAAAGACAAGAACCUCCCUUCGACUCCCGUCGCAUACCUCGGCUUCACGUGCUCAUCCCUCGACGGCCUCGCCUCCCAGCCAGACCCACCCGGUCACGUGAUCGACGCCCUCCUCACGAUUCUCUCCAUUGUCUUUCAGAAAGUAUCGGUGGGGAUUCUCGUGAAGAAGAGCGAGUUCUUAUCGGAGCUCUUGGUCCGUGUUCUUCGGUCACCGUCGUUGACGGUGGGUGCCGCCGUCUCGGGAUUGAAAUGUAUAUCGCAUUUGCUCAUUGUCAGAGGCCGCGUCAACUGGUCUGAUGCCUCUCAAUUGUAUGGAUUCCUAUUGAGUUUCGUUACGGAUUCUCGCCCGAAGGUGAGAAGACAAUCACAUUUGUGUCUUCGCGAUGUGCUGCAAAGUUUUCAAGGAACACCGCUCCUUGCCCCCGCAAGUGAAGGGAUAACUAACUUAUUUGAAAGGUUUCUUCUGCUUGCCGGUGGGUCAAGGGCAGAUGCGAGUGAAGGACCCAAGGGAGCCCAAGAGGUCUUGUAUGUUUUGGAUGCUCUGAAAGAGUGUCUGGUUCUUAUGUCAAUCAAGUACAAAACCAAUGUCCUCAAGUACUACAAAACUCUUCUGGAACUGCGCCAACCACUUGUUACAAAGCGCAUAACAGACAGUUUGAAUAUACUUUGUCUCAAUCCAUCGACAGAUGUUUCUCUUGAAGUGUUGCUCGAUCUAUUAUGCUCAUUAGCUCUUUCUGUCUCUACGAAUGAGACAUCUGUGGAUGGCAUGACAUUUACAGCUCGCUUGCUUGGUACUGGAAUGGCGAAAGUUUAUUCCCUUAAUAGGCAAAUAUGUGUAGUUAAACUCCCUCUUGUAUUCAAUGCACUCAAAGAUGUGUUGGCAUCUGAGCAUGAAGAGGCUAUACACGCAGCAGCAGACACAUUUAAGAGUCUCAUUCGUGCUUGCAUUGAUGAAAGCUUGGUCAAACAGGGAGUUGACCAGAUUGUAAUGAAUGCAAAAAAUGAUGCAAGGAAGUCUGGGCCAACUAUAAUUGAAAAAGUGUGUGCGACUAUUGAAAGCUUACUUGGUUAUCACUACGCAGGUGUCUGGGACCUUGCAUUUCAAGUUGUCUCAGCAAUGUUUGAUAAACUUGGGGUAUACUCUUCUUAUUUCAUGAGGGGCGCAAUGAAGAGCUUGGAGGAAAUGGAGAAGUUACCUGAUGAAGAUUUCCCUUUCAGGAAACAGUUGCAUGAAUGCUUUGGAUCGGCUCUUGUUGCAAUGGGACCUGAAACAUUUUUAGGUCUUCUACCUCUUAAUUUGGAGGCUGAAGACCUAAGUCAGGUGAAUGUUUGGCUCUUUCCGAUUCUGAAGCAGUAUACAAUUGGUGCACGUUUGAGCUUCUUUACGGAGUCAAUUUUGGGUAUGGUUGGAAUGAUAAAGGAGAAAUCUAAAAAGCUGGAGUCACAAGGACGUAUUGUUUCAUCAAGGAGUUCAGAUGCGCUUGUACACGCUUUGUGGUCACUGUUACCUUCCUUUUGCAACUAUGCUUCUGAUACUGCUGAAAGUUUCAAGGAUCUAGAGCAAGCCUUGUGCAGUGCCCUUCAGGAUGAACCUGAGAUUCGUGGGAUAAUAUGCUUGAGCUUGCAGAUUCUUGUUCAACAAAAUAAGAAAAUUGUGGAAGUGAAUGAUCUGUCUGAUAGUGAAUUAGGUAGCACCAGACAUAGAGCUAUGGCCAAUUAUACCCCUGAAGUUACAGAAGGUAACAUGAGCGUACUCAAGUCAUCUGCACGCAAGUUACUACCUGUUCUAUCAGGUGUUUUCUUGAAUACCACAAAAGAUGAUGCAGGCUGUUUGCAGUCCACAAUUGGUGAGUUUGCUUCAAUAUCAGAUAAAGAAGUUGUCUCUAGGUAUUUUAGAAGUACAUUGGUGAAGCUUUUGAAGGUUACUGAAGAGGCUAGGAAAGCAGAAAGCUCUAGAGAUUCUAAUACCAUGCGGGCACAACUAUUUGACUUGGCAGUCUCACUUUUACCUGGUUUGGAUGCUAAAGAGGUUGAUGUUUUAUUUAGUGCAAUAAAGACUGCAUUGCAGGAUAAUGAAGGAUUGAUACAAAAGAAGGCAUACAAAGUUCUUUCAAUCAUUCUCAGGGACUGUGAUUGGUUUCUUUCAUCGAAGCGCAAGGAAUUGUCUGAUAUUAUGAUUGAAGUACUUCCUUCAUGCCAUUUUUCAGCUAAACGGCACAGACUUGACUGCUUGUACCUCCUAGUAGUCCAUGUUUCAAAGAGCAACACUGAGCAGAUGCAGCAUGACAUCAUAAGUUCUUUCCUGACAGAAAUAAUUCUUGCGCUUAAAGAGGCUAACAAGAAAACAAGAAAUAGAGCUUAUGACAUCCUUGUCCAAAUUGGCCAUGCUUGUGGAGAUGAGGAGACUGGCGGGAAGAGAGAAAACCUGCUGCAAUUUUUUAACAUGGUAGCUGGGGGGCUAGCUGGUGAAACUCCUCAUAUGAUCAGUGCUGCAAUGAAGGGUUUAGCUCGGUUGGCUUAUGAAUUUUCUGACCUUGUUUCAAGUGCUAGCAAUUUGCUCCCAUCCACAUUUCUCCUCCUUCAGAGAAAGAACAAAGAAAUAAUUAAAGCUAAUUUGGGUUUGUUGAAAGUAUUAGUAGCCAAAUCACAAGCUGAGGGGUUGCAGUUGCACUUGAAAAGCAUGGUGGAAGGCUUGCUGAAGUGGCAAGAUGCUACUAAAAGCCACUUCAAAGCCAAGGUUAAGCUGCUUCUAGAAAUGCUCAUCAAGAAAUGUGGGCUUGAUGCUGUUAAGGCUGUGAUGCCACAAGAGCAUAUGAAACUACUUACAAACAUACGGAAGCUGAAGGAACGAAAAGAGAGGAAGCUGGGUUCUAAAUCUGAGGAAGCUAGAUCUCAAGUGUCCAAAGCAACUACAUCCAGGCUAAGCAGGUGGAACCAUACAAAAAUAUUUUCUGAUUUUGAUGAUGAGGAAACUGAGGAUAGCGGUGCAGAUUAUAUGGAUGCCAAAACAGUGUCGGGCAGACGUGGCAAGGCGUCCACACAGCUCAAAUCCAAAUCAUCUUCAUUACGAAGAACAAAUAAUAAGAAGUUGCUUGAUCAGCUAGAGGAUGAGCCACUUGAUCUGCUUGAUCGGCAAAGAACUAGGUCUGCACUCAGGUCAUCUGAGAGUUUAAAGCGAAAGAUGGAGUCGGAUGAUGGGCCAGAGAUAGACCCUGAUGGGCGCCUAAUAAUCCGCGACGAAGCAGAACCGUACAAGGAAAAGCCAUCUGAACCUGAUUAUGAUGCAAGAAGCGAAGCGGAUAGUCACUUGUCUGUAAACUCAAAGAAAACACAAAAACGCAGGAAGACAUCAGAGUCUGGGUGGGCUGCCACCGGCAAAGAGUACGCCAGCAAGAAGGCUGGUGGGGAUUUGAAGAGGAAGGACAAGCUUGAACCAUAUGCAUAUUGGCCACUUGAUCGGAAAAUGAUGAGCCGCAGACCAGAGCAUAGGGCAGCCGCGAGAAAAGGAAUAUCGAGUGUGGUGAAAAUGACGAAGAAGCUCGAAGGGCAGAGUGCCUCGGCUAUCCUCUCCGCUAAAGGCUCGAAGUUUAAAGGGCGGGUUCAGAAGAAAGGAGGCGGCAAGAAGAAAACAAGGUGAAGAACCUCUUCAACUUGGAUCAACACAUUCAAGAGAAAUAUAUAAACCUUUUCUUCAUUUAUUGAUUACUAUUUGCUCCACUGAAUAGAGCUAAGCGACCAUUUUAUGUUUGAGUUUUGGAAUCACUUUUCUUGGAACUUUUUUUUCCACAAAUUUUAUUGAAUAUGUUGAUACUGCUUGCCAA
Pyrus x bretschneideri (Chinese white pear) is the source of this 4117-nucleotide messenger RNA. RefSeq names its product RRP12-like protein. The transcript is spliced from 18 exons. The record is from RefSeq and is a predicted model, not a curated record. NCBI's taxonomy places the organism in Eukaryota, Viridiplantae, Streptophyta, Magnoliopsida, Rosales, Rosaceae. The coding region runs from base 148 to 3933 and encodes 1261 amino acids.